AUGCGGCUACUGCAUUUCAUGCUUUUGAUGCCGCUAUCGGCUCUCGCACAUCUCACGCCGAGUACAACUUCCGCCAAGAAGGGAUACACAAUUCGUCCUCGAUCACAGACAGCGAAAAAUGGCAACGCACUCUGGUCUCAAGAGCACACGAAGACGAAGACCAAGACCAAGACAAACGUCAAGACCAUAGUGACAGCGACAACCGGGCCGUAUCAAAAGGAUUGCGACCAUUGGCAUUCGGACCCUCAGGUCAGAGAAUGGGGCGGCAUUCCAAAGGUAGUAAAAGAUGCUCGACAAAUCGUCGACCUCGUUCUAUCGGUGCGCAAUGGCACGACCACAGAGGUCGGGCUGCUCGGACCUGAAGAUUUGUUGGCUCUGGAGUGGAGGUAUUUUGGCGUGCUCGAUGCUGAACGAAGGGAGUAUUUGGAUGGAAACUUUCAAAGGUUGCAGCAAGCAUGGGAUCGAACGACAUAUCGUUGCAGAAGUAGUAGUGAAGGGAUUUGCAAUAUGCCUGGUCCCACUGGGUGGGUGCUUUUGGACAUGCCGGAACCAGUCGUGAAUGUCUGCCCUUGGUGGUGGUCCGUACCUCCCACAUGGCGACAGAGUGUCGGCCAAAUGUUCCAAUACGAGAACGACUGGGGCGUCCUCCGCGAGGCAGGGCUCAUACAUGAGAUGCUACAUCUCAAGAUCGUUGGCGAAUCGAGAUCAAGUAAGUGCCAUUUUGUCUCUUGGUGGACCCCGAAUGCUUUGCUGACGUUGGAGCAGUCUUGGACCUUGUGGACAAAAUGUACUGCCCACCAGAACGCGGCAACAAUUGCCAAGUGUACGGACCCGAAAUGUGUCAAGGAGCAGUUCGCAAUGGCCUUGAUACAACCAUGA
Messenger RNA from Cercospora beticola, 879 nucleotides. Lineage: Eukaryota; Fungi; Ascomycota; Dothideomycetes; Mycosphaerellales; Mycosphaerellaceae. The record is from RefSeq and is a predicted model, not a curated record.